This is a messenger RNA of Cyprinus carpio (common carp), 1030 nucleotides long. RefSeq names its product COMM domain-containing protein 2-like. The record is from RefSeq and is a predicted model, not a curated record. The transcript has 5 exons. Bases 177 to 581 code for a protein of 134 amino acids. NCBI's taxonomy places the organism in Eukaryota, Metazoa, Chordata, Actinopteri, Cypriniformes, Cyprinidae.
UUGUGGUUGAUAAGCAUUUAGGGUUCUUGUCAGAAGUGGAUCCUGCGGUUGUUGGUGAAUCCGGCAGAAUCGCUGUGGAGUUUCUGAAAAAGGGCUCAAACCCUAAAAUCUAUGAGGGAGCUGCACGGAAGCUGAAUGUGUGGUCAGGGAGCGUGCAGCAUGGCCUGGAGGGCUUGAUGUACCUGCUCACAGAGAGCUGCAAGCUAACGAUUUCGGAGGAGGAUUUCCAGGACUCUGUGCUGGUGCUGGGAUUCUCAGAGGAGCUCACUGAACUUCUGCUCCAGCUGUAUUUAGAGAACAGGAAGGAGAUCCGGCAGAUUCUCAGCAAACCCGCCCCCAGCCUCCCGCAUUACCACAGCCUGGAGUGGAGGCUCGAUGUGCAGUUGUCCAGCCGGCCGCUCCGGCACCAGCUGAAGCCCACCGUGACCCUGAAGCUCCACCUGGAGGACGGUGCGAGGCGCAGCGCCCAUGUCCUGCAGACGGAUCCAGCCACGCUGCAGCAUCUCAUUGAUGAGCUGGAGCGAGCGCUCGCAGAGCUCAAGAGCAGCCACUGCCGCCGCAUCCUCCACAACAUCCAAUAGAAGCACUCCACUGUAUGACACUACAGCCGUUCACUCGGGAUCAGACUUGUUUGCAUGAAUCUGACGGUAAACCAGUGAUGCUCCACUGGCGCUCCAGAUGUUUCUCAGAGACCAAUCGAUGCUGAUUUUUUUGUUUCAUUUGUGCCAUAAGUAUUAACCCCAUGAUGUAAACCCAGCAACACAUGCAUCUUUUGGACCAAGUUAUUGAACGUCAUAUCCAUUUUAUGCACUUAUUUUGAGAGGAAAUCUUCAGAACUCUGCAAAAAUAAAAGCUCUGAAAGUGCCACACUUUAAUGUGUAAGCUCUCAGAGCAGAAUGAUAAUGAGGUUAGAUGAGCAUUAAACUGCCUGUUUCCUCGUUGCACUGUUAACAUUUGAACAUGUAAUAAAAUCAUAAUCCUUCAAAUGUAACAUGUAUGAUUUUAUGGAUGCAAUAAAUGCAAAAACAGG